AUUCUCAAAAAGGGAGAAAGGGGGGAAGAGUGGAAUUCCUGCUCCUCCUCUGUACAGUACCAGACCACUGCCUGAGUGACUCAGUUCACACAGAGGUGGGCGGUCAUCAGCUCCACUUUCAAAAUCACUGCAAUGAACAGCAGUGAAUGCAGUCUUUUACGUCGCCGAGCACCUUUCAGGGAUGACGCGCGGACGGUGACCUUUCCGCGAGGAUACGGGGAGAGAGAGCGCGCAUGCCGAACGCGGCGCGUCACCUGCGCGUCCGAUGCGUAAAAGCGCGCGCACUGCGGUUCCGCCGCGCUUCUUCUGAAUCUGGAAAUUAGGAUCAGGAGGUUAUUGGGUGAAGCGAAUUGCCCUCCUUUGUUCGCGCGGAUGAGGGUCUGACGCGUUCCCGGGGGACUUUCAGUCGCGGUUCACACACACACACACACACACACACACACGCUCUCUCUAUGCUGCUAUGACUCCCUGCAUGCGUCUGUAUUGUGAUCUGGUUGCUCUUCGCAAGCUGCUGCUGCUGCUGUUCUUCAUCUCGGUGCUGCUCGUGUGUGUCAGGUCCGAUUCGGCGGAUAACCGAUGCUUGUCAUCCCUCAUCUUCACAUGUGAAGACUGUCUGAGACGCGGCCCUGAAUGUGCCUGGUGCUCUCAGGAGAGGUUUCUGGACGGGGCUCAUGUGAGUCAGCGAUGCGGAUCUGUGUCUGACCUGCGAGUGCGGGGCUGUGAGGAGGCUUUUAUCCAGAACCCGAAUGUGAAAGUGAAAGUAAACGCCACUGUCGGCAGCUCACAGGUGUCACCGAGAGAGAUCGACAUCCACCUGCGACCAGGCGGCGAGGCGUCGUUCGUGGUGGAGGUGCAGCAGCUGGAGCGCUAUCCUGUGGAUCUGUACUAUCUAGUGGACGUCUCGGCCUCCAUGCAGGUUUAUCUGGACCGGCUGAAGACGGCGGGUCUGGCUCUGUCUCAUCUGAUGAAGGAACACUCCAGCGACUUCAGAGUGGGCUUCGGCUCGUUCGUGGAUAAACCGCUGUCUCCUUACAUCGACGUCCAUCCCUCCAAACUCCUGAACCCCUGCAGUGAUUACGAGGUGAACUGCAGACCGGCUCACGGCUUCAUCCACGUCCUCCCCAUCACACACAACAUGACGGAGUUCACGAGGGUCAUCCAGGAGCAGAGGAUCUCUGGGAACAUGGACACGCCGGAGGGAGGCUUCGACGCCAUGCUGCAGGCCGCUGUCUGCCAGAAAGACGUGGGAUGGCGUCCCGAAGCGAAGCACCUGCUGCUGGUGAUGACAGACCAGCCGUCUCAUCUGGCUCUGGACAGUAAACUGGCUGGGAUCGUGGUUCCUCACGACGGCCGCUGCCAUCUCGAGGAUAACAUCUACUCCCAAACCACCACCAUGGAGCACCCAACAAUCGCUCAGCUGGCCGAGAAGCUUCUGGAGAACAGCGUUUACUCCAUCUUUGCAGUGGACCAGGUGCAAUACCGGUGGUAUGAGGAUCUGCUGGACCUGAUUCCUGGAAGUUACGUGGGCCCACUCGUUUCCAAAGCAUCAAAUCUAAAAGACUUAGUAGUGCAAGCCUACAAGAGGCUGCUGUCGGAUGUGGAGGUGCAGAUCGGGCUGGAGGACGGCCAGGCUCAGCGCUUCCAGGUGAACGUCUCGGCUCUCUGUCCCGACGGAUCCACUGUCUCUGGAAACACAAAGUGCUCCGGCGUUCGGCCCACACAAACAGUUUCCUUCAAGGUGACUGUAGGAAUGAUGGGGUGUCCGGAGGACGGCGACGAUCGAGAUGUUGUGAUGUCCGUCAGGCCCGUGGGCUUUAACGAGUCGGUGAGCGUCCGGAUCCGUCAGAGCUGUGUCUGCGGCUGUGCUCAGACGGGCCUCUGUCGGGAUGACCCCUCGUCCUCGGACUGUCCCGCGGACACCAGCUCCUGUAGAGCGCACCGGGGCGCAGCCGUCUGCAGCGGACGAGGGCUCUGUAAGUGCGGGACGUGUGUGUGUGACUCCAGCAGACUGGGACACAUCUACGGGAAGUUCUGUGAGAUGGACGACUUCUCCUGUCCGUAUGUGAAAGGCCGGGUGUGUGGAGGACACGGCCGGUGUGUUUCGGGUGAAUGUGUGUGUCUCUCUGACUGGACGGGUGAGUCCUGCGACUGUCCCGUCUCCACCGAGAGCUGCGUGUCGGACGACGGCUUGAUUUGCAGCGGCUGGGGAAAGUGUGUGUGCGGCAAGUGUGUGUGUGACGACGCUCGGCGAUCUGGAGCCUUCUGUGAGAAAUGCCCCAUCUGCUACAGCUCCUGUCAAUCACACUGGAGCUGUGUGAGGUGUCACCUGUCUAAGGGCCUGGGGUCCGACGCUGUGCAGCUCUGUAAUCACAGCUGUGCUCCGGCGGUGCAGUAUGUGGACGACGUCUCAGAUCUGCUGCGGGGGAAACACUGCCUGUAUCCCAGCAGUGAGAAGUGUCAGCACCGAUUCCUGGUGGACUUGGCUUCGGAUCGGCCUCAGCUGCACAUCAGUCCACAUCCUGUGUGUGUUUGGAGUCGGCGGUACUUAAAGACGUUCCUCAGCACCUUCCUUCUGACCGUCACGCUAGGGAUCGGUAUGCUGGCCGUCGUCCGACAGCUGCUGAGAGCUGGAAACUGUUCGUGGCAGUCCAACCCUGAUCCACAGUUUGACCACAGCCGCAAGAACUCAUACGUCCCCACGACCAACGAGAAGACGAUCACGUACAGGCGGGACAGUCUGCCGAAUCUCCCCGUGGAGAUGCACGCACACAUGCCCAAGAAGCCCCUGAGCGACGCCUGGCAGUGAUGACCAGGGUCAAAGGUCGUCUAGAACCAAAGCACUACCUGAAUGAAAACACAAUCUUUCUCUUUAAGCACUUACUUCACGAGAGCAAUAUCCAGCGUGGGUUUUCUGACGGUGUUUUUCAUUCAGUUUCUCAUUUGUGAUGUUGAAUGGCAUUAAAUCUCUUGUCCUGAAGCCACACAGAAAAAGAGAUGGUACGGUAAACCCUUAAUGACGCGUUCACCUCAAUAGGCCAGUUUUCUGCUGAGUUACUGUUUGCUUGUGUCUGUGAGCGGAUGUGUAGGUGUGUUUGUGAUAUUUGUACUUGUUUUAUUUUAUUCGUAUAUAUGGUACAGACUCUGGUUGUGUUCAGAAUAGCGUACUUACAUACUGCGCAUACUAUUUCUGCAGGACGCAUUCAGGAAAUACACAGACCAAUGCAACAGGCUUGACACUUCCAGUGUAAUGAUGCUUUGAUUGGACUUAAUAACUAUAUUAUCAAUUAAUCAAGUAAUCAAUUAAAUUAAAUAUUUUUUAGAUUUAUAUGAUUUUCAUUUCAGUUUACAAUUUAGUAAUUUUACGUGCUUUUAUUAUGUUUGAAUAUGAAUAGAUGAAAGCUAAAUAUAAAUAUUACAUAUAAAUGUGAUGUUUUACAUUUAUUUUUACAUUUUUUUUUUUUUUUUUUUUUUAGUAGGCUACUUUAAAUUCUGUAAUGAUAAUUUGAGCAGAUUAUUAUUAUAUUACUUUUUUAAUAGCAGUGUUCACAGUAUGCACCUUAUUUUGCGACACGGAAAUAAGUCCAGUAAAAGUAAAACUAUUUUACUAUUUUAGACUACAAAAUAGUGUUUAUGAUUAUGGUAAUAUGUUAAAAUAAUAUGAUAAGCAAUAAUACAGCUAAAAUAACUGGACGCGACUGAUACCGGAAGUCUCGCGAAUUCAAAUUAAAAAUGGCGCGCCGAGCUGAUCCUGUAUAGUAUGCAGUAUGCAGUACUCACUUCUGAACUUAAGUGUUGAGGAAACCCUGUAGUGCUGACUGGGAUUAGUACCCCACCUAGUGUUCAACACACGCUUAACCACUUCUAACAACUUUAGCAGGGUUUUUUUUUCUGAUUAAUUUUAUUUAUUUAUUCUGUAGUGAACAUAUGGCAUUGGGGUUUUAUUGAAUGUGUUCAUAUUUAAGCAGAUUUCUCAGAACUGUAGCCUAAGUUAUUUUCCAGCACUUUUCCCAGCUCAACUUGUUUCCUUAUACAACUGGAGUUUUGAGGAAGUUUCUUCCUACACUAGUUUACUGUAUGUGCAGAUCUGUGCUUAGCUGCUGGUCGGUAUUUAAAUCUGUUGUCGUGUACUACUGAGGGGCCCUUGUGUCCCGGACAGCGGCCCUGUAAGGCAGUGAUGGUACGAACCCUUGAGGUAUCCAUAGCAUUCCUGUGGCUCUAAUAAAUCAUGUUUUAACACACUGUUUACAUUGGGAGAACAUAUUUAUUUUUAGUAUUUGUUUUACUCUCUCUUUUGUUAGAAUUUUUGUUUUUGAACAGAUCUGGGGUGCAUUUCUCAAAAGCAUAGCAACUUUGUUAGUUGCAAUACAAUUUCCCAUUGCCAACCAACUAAGUUGUUAACAGGUUAGCAACUAUGCUUUUGGGAAACGCACCCCUGGUUGCCUACAGAGCAAUAUUGUUAGCAUGUGUACCCGCACAUUUCUGACUGAUAUGUGAAUGUACCUGUGUAAAGCAAACGUCACACCAGCCAUUCUGGUUAUGCUUUGUAGCCUGUGUAAUGAAAUAAAUAAAUGAAUAAAUAGAAAUCAUAACACUGUU
Molecule: messenger RNA, 4596 nt
Organism: Carassius gibelio (silver crucian carp)
Lineage: Eukaryota; Metazoa; Chordata; Actinopteri; Cypriniformes; Cyprinidae
Gene: itgb8
Product: integrin, beta 8
Exons: 15
Coding region: 461-2806 (781 amino acids)
Biological process (GO): cell adhesion mediated by integrin; integrin-mediated signaling pathway; cell migration
Cellular component (GO): focal adhesion; cell surface; integrin complex
Molecular function (GO): integrin binding
Source: RefSeq, a predicted model, not a curated record